AUUUCGGAAGAAAAUGUAUAAAUAUAGUUUUAAAAGUCGGACGAGUGUAUGUAAAAUAACACAGUUUAUUUCAGUAUACAUAAUGUAAAAAGCUUUAAAAUAAUAAUAAUCACUUUAAAUCUAACUAAACAAGAUUUGUUCUCAACUAAAUUCUUUUGGAAUCUGUUCAUUCCGCUUGAUUUAAGUAUUUGGUUCUAAAAUUGCAAAUGUUAGAUUUUAGGGGAAAAUUAAAAAUGUAAUCUAUGAUCAUAUUUCAUUGUUUAAAAAAAAAAAAAUCCUUUUCACUUCCCCUCUUUUUUUUAAAGUAAAAGUGUAUUUUUAUUAAAAUAAAAAAAAAAUUAAAUUAAAAAUCUCUCAAGUAAAACCUACUCAAAAGAUUUAAAUCUUCGUGAUAACCAGCAUUUUUUUUUUUUUUAUUAAUCAUUUUGUAACUUCUCCGGUUGUCACUGUGAUGAUGGACAACGCUGGUUAUUUUUUCAUUAAUUAUGUGUUAAUUGUCUGAGUUCUUUGUGAUGAUGAUGGACAGCAGUGUGGGUGUCAUGAGGAGUGACGCGGCCAUAUUUGCCGGUGCUGCUCCGCUGUAAACAAAAAGUGUCUCUGAGACGGACGCUCCGCUGAUUUUAGGGACAAUUUUAUUUCUCUCAUUUAUUAUCUCUUCAGGUAUGUCUUACAAACCCAAUCUCCAUCAACACCUUCCGGGAACUUCUGGGAACCAAGGAAACAUUCCCUCUCCAUCUUCAAUGGCAACAAUACAGUCAUACAAGCCAAUUCUAAAUGACUUUGGGCCGCCUUCGUUGGGAUUCCCGCAGGGUCCAAAUGGGAGCCAAGUACCUCAGAGUAAAUAUGCUGAACUCCUCGCCAUUAUCGAAGAACUUGGGAAAGAAAUAAGGCCUACAUACGCAGGGAGUAAAAGCGCCAUGGAGCGACUUAAAAGAGGUAUCAUUCAUGCCAGAGGGCUUGUUCGGGAGUGUCUGGCAGAGACAGAGAGAAACGCCAGAUCCUAGCGCCUCCUUCCGCAUUCUCUCCAUACGGCUGAAAGAACUGUGUCACACGGGAGUCAUGCAUGCCUUUCCUUUGAGGGGAUAAAACAAUCAAAAAAUGGAGCAUUUAUGUUACGAGUUGCGCUUUUCAUCUGCGGUUUGGAGGGAAUAAGGCACCAUUCAGAGAAUAUACCUUCUGAUUUAUAAAUGCAAGAGAUCCGGAACUGUUGCCAUUUGAGUUUUUUUAUAUAUUUCAUUUUCUUUGACCACAUAGUAUCUUUAAGAACAAAUAAGCAAAAAUGCAUGCAACUGGAUGAAAGGUCCCACAGUAGAAUCUGCAUGGCUUUUACAGGUUAGACUAGGUUUGUGCUUUUAGAAAUAGGUCUCAGGAUAAGGUAAAGUAUUUUUUCUUUGGACGCACUAAUGGAUAGGUGAGGUUUCUUUUAAUUGGGGAGAUACUGAAAAGUAUUAUAGUGAUGCCAUUACUUUCGUCUUUAUUUGUAUUUAUUACCUUGUGUAAUACAAUGUAUUUUCAUGUAAAGACAAAACAGGUCACUCUUUGGAAUUUUGUAUAUCUGUCAAUAAAUAUGACAUUCAUUGUG
Messenger RNA from Onychostoma macrolepis, 1582 nucleotides. RefSeq names its product cyclin-dependent kinase 2-associated protein 1. The transcript has 4 exons. The record is from RefSeq and is a predicted model, not a curated record. Gene Ontology annotation, cellular component: nucleus; cytoplasm. Bases 663 to 1004 code for a protein of 113 amino acids. NCBI's taxonomy places the organism in Eukaryota, Metazoa, Chordata, Actinopteri, Cypriniformes, Cyprinidae.